Messenger RNA from Aspergillus calidoustus, 513 nucleotides. The record is from the annotation of a GenBank genome assembly. Lineage: Eukaryota; Fungi; Ascomycota; Eurotiomycetes; Eurotiales; Aspergillaceae.
AUGGUCAUGAACUGGAACUCUGAAGCAGACGCCAAGCUCUUCCAAGGCGUCCUUAACUUGCUGAGAGACUCCAAAAUCAAGCUUGACUACGAGUAUCUCGCGGGGUUUAUGGGACCAGGUUCGUUUCCCCCUCUGAAGACGACCUGUCGCCUCUACUACAUCCACCCACCCCUUUUCUUCGUUUAUUCCUCGUACCUCAUUCGCAAUCUUGGUCAUUUCACGCACAGCACUAACAGCCAUCUGGAAACAGACUGUCUCCCCGGCGCCGUGCAGAACCGCAUCGUCCGCCUCAAGCGCAUGGCCGAGAAGGGCCCGAGCAACGACGAUUCUGCAUCCGGCGAGAAUGUCGACGAGAAGACUGAGGGCGCUGGUUCUGAGGGUCAGGCACAGGCGUCGCCUGCCAAGCGCAAGGGUGGAAGGCCCAGGGGGGUCAAGGGGUCUCUGGCGAAGAAGGUCAAGGCUACAGCGAAGGCGAAGGUUGAGGUCGAGGAGGAGGACGAUGAGGAGAUGUAG